CUUUCUGCAGGGCACGUGCGUGGGAUCGUGUGGAGAAAGUGCAGGGGCAGAAGGGCUGUGCUGGAUGCCCAGGGAACGUGAGGAGGAAAAUGCUGCAUCUCAGAGAAGAGAAGCGGGAGCUGCAGGAGAGGCUCUGUGGGCUGGAGCUCCAGAUGCGCUCCGUGCUGCGGCAGAGGCAGGAGGCCCUGGGGCAGCUGCGGGCAGUGCUGUGGAAGGAGAGGACGGCUGCACUCCAGCAGCUGCAGGAGAGCUUGGAGAAGGUGAAUGGGGCCAUCUGUCAGGAGAACUGUCACCUGCAGGAGCUGGCAGCCCCAGGAGCCCUGAAGGAGCCACCGACCCCAGCCAGAGCACUGCGGGAUGCAGAGAUCACUGUGCCUGGCCUCCAGCAGCACCAACGUGGGGUCCCAGGGGUCCUGCACCACAUCCAGCGCUGUCUGCGGGAGCUGCAGGUGAAUGACUUCAGUGUGCUGGGAGCAGAGCUGGGCACUACAGCAAGUGAGGAGAGGUUCCUGAUGCCACCUCUUGCUGUUCCUCCAAGCCCCAAUGGGAACAAGCUCACUGCUACGAUCAGGACUCGAGAUGAAGCAUGGAGGAGAAAGCCCAAGGAGAGUUUCUCUGCGUGCGAGGGGGGAAAUGAGAAUUUCGUGCAGUACUGAUUGCUGCACUUCCUUGGAGGAGGAGAGAGGGAGUGGAAAUGGAAAUCUUCGUCUGCUUUCUUCCCAAUCAAAAUAAAAAUGUUUCCUCAUGAUGUUUUUCUGGACUGGGGAGAUUUCUGAAUUCACUUGUGGUGCACAGCUCUGUUUAUAAGCUCCCUUCAGGUACUGGAAGGCUACAGUGAGGUCUUCCCAGAGCCUUCUCUUCACCAGGAUACCCAAAAAUGUGAUAUUUCUGCUUCACCUCAUGCUUGGAAGGUCUGGGAUUCUGAUGCAACCUUGAAAUCACCCAGUGCAAUACAUGUCCCUGGGGAAGGCAAUGCAAGACCCUUGAAACAGAUGUUUAACAUACCUAAAACUGAAUGAAAAACCAUUGCUCUGUGCCAGGAAUGAUGGCCUAGGAUAUAGAUUUAAAAGAAAAAAAAAAAAUGCUAUUUUUGUAAUUAUUGUGGGAAGUUCUGUUGGAGUAACAUGUAAUUAUAGAAACUGCCCUCUGGUACAAGCCACUGUUCGAACUCUGAUGGAUGAGAGCUGCUCAUCUCCCCAAGGAAAAUGAGAAGUUCAGUCUGGGAAGGCAAAGCUAUUUGUACUGUGAUAAUGGUGACUGUGAUUAUAUGGCAAAGGUGCCUGGGACUGAACUGGUAACAGUAAAGGACUGAGGGUGUU
Molecule: messenger RNA, 1319 nt
Organism: Lagopus leucura (white-tailed ptarmigan)
Lineage: Eukaryota; Metazoa; Chordata; Aves; Galliformes; Phasianidae
Product: collagen alpha-1(II) chain-like
Exons: 7
Coding region: 90-656 (188 amino acids)
Source: RefSeq, a predicted model, not a curated record